This is a messenger RNA of Protopolystoma xenopodis, 327 nucleotides long. Lineage: Eukaryota; Metazoa; Platyhelminthes; Monogenea; Polystomatidea; Polystomatidae. The record is from the annotation of a GenBank genome assembly.
AUGGGCGACAAACCACUUUUGACGAAGAACAUGCAGUACGCCGGAAAAUGGUUUUUUGACGCCAGCCAGACGAGCAACUGCAUGUUCCAGCCGCAUGAAUCCGACAAGACACUAACACAAGCUCAGAUUAAGCCUGUCACAACCAACGGAAGCGAAUGGUUCUGGCUGAAACCAGAAAUUUGGAAGGAUCCGUGCUCGACUAUUCAGACAAACUUGGCGUGGUUUGGGUGGCCAUAUUCUUUUGCAUCGUCAGUCUCAGCAGUAGCUGCAAAUGAGCUGAAAGACGAGAAUGCGAAGAAAAGAGACGAGCCAAAAGAAAACGGAUGA